UUUGGCAUUGGAUCCGAACAACCAGUUUCUAGGGUUUCCAAUCUCCGAUCACCACCAAUCCCCAAAUACAUGGCGAUGGCUGCUCUCAGACGAGAAGGGAGGCGUUUCGCCCCUUUGAUCUCUCCCCAUCCGAUGGCCGCCGUCCGAUCCUCCAUCAUCCCAGCCGAGGAGCAGGUACCUUUGGGAGUGCGCUCAAUUUCAACUCAAAUUGUUAGAAACCGGAUGAAGAGUGUGAAGAAUAUCCAGAAAAUCACAAAGGCUAUGAAGAUGGUUGCAGCCUCAAAGCUCCGAGCAAUUCAAGUUAAAGCUGAAAAUUCUCGUGGCCUGUGGCAGCCUUUCACAGCACUUCUUGGCGACACUCCCAGCGUCAGCGUUAAGAAGGAUGUUAUUGUUACCAUCUCUUCAGACAAAGGUUUAUGUGGUGGAAUUAACUCUACCUCAGUCAAGAUAAGCAAGGCCUUGCACAAGUUGAACGCUGGUCCUGAAAAAGAGACAAAAUAUGUCAUUUUGGGGGAAAAAGCAAAGGCUCAGUUGAUUCGUGACUCUAAGAAGGACAUUGAGCUAUGCAUAACUGAGUUGCAGAAGAAUCCUUUGAACUACACCCAGGUAUCUGUCAUAGCUGAUGACAUUUUGAAAAAUGUUGAGUUUGAUGCUUUGAGAAUCGUCUUCAACAAGUUUCAGUCAGUCGUCUCAUUUCUGCCAACUGUGUCAACAGUAUUAUCUCCCGAGAUUGUGGAGAGAGAAUCUGAAGCUGGUGGAAAGCUUGGCGACUUAGAUUCCUAUGAGAUUGAAGGUGGUGAGACAAAGUCGGAGAUACUUCAGAAUUUGGCAGAGUUCCAAUUUUCAUGUGUCAUGUUCAAUGCGGUGUUGGAGAAUGCUUGCAGUGAGCAAGGAGCAAGGAUGUCUGCCAUGGACAGCUCAAGCAGAAAUGCCGGAGAGAUGCUUGAUCGCCUCACACUCACUUAUAACAGAACUCGUCAAGCAUCUAUUACUACCGAAUUGAUUGAGAUUAUAUCAGGAGCAUCAGCACUGGAGGGUUAAGUUCAUCUGACGGUGGCGAAAUAAAAUUGUGUUUUUGAAGGAACCAUGAAACACAAUUUUCUUCGAAGGAAGGUUCAUGCGUUCUCUUCUCUGAUAUUGUUUUUGGGAUCUCUUUUGCAAUAAUGUGUUUCUGCAAUAGCUUCGGUCGAGUUGUCAUGCUCGAUUUCAUGAACUUGUAUUCAUGUUUGCAUUCUCUCCUCGAUCGAAGCCAUGCGUAUAAUGUUUCCCAAAUGAGAUUUUGUUCGCGAUUUUAAACUUUGUAAGCCGAUUAUGUUCUUCCGGACCAUCCAAUUGGUGGAUUUGGUACAAAAAUGAUCAAUCGACAUUUCGACAAAA
This is a messenger RNA of Pyrus x bretschneideri (Chinese white pear), 1377 nucleotides long. Its product is annotated as ATP synthase subunit gamma, mitochondrial. The transcript is spliced from 9 exons. Gene Ontology annotation, molecular function: proton-transporting ATP synthase activity, rotational mechanism. The record is from RefSeq and is a predicted model, not a curated record. NCBI's taxonomy places the organism in Eukaryota, Viridiplantae, Streptophyta, Magnoliopsida, Rosales, Rosaceae. The coding region runs from base 70 to 1041 and encodes 323 amino acids. Gene Ontology annotation, biological process: proton motive force-driven ATP synthesis.